AUGGCGACAAAUGAUCAAGCCUCAGAGAGCCCGGGAUCGGGCUCUGAUGCUUCAAUUCGGGUGAAACUUGGUGACAAAACAACGGUGGUCUCCACGGCCUCGGAAGAGGAACCCACCCCGACCGAUACUAAAUUUUUGAAGGGUCACCCUGUCAUUGAAACUGGGCUUGAUGUCUCCAAGUAUCUGAUCUCGACAAGGGACGAUGGCGACCCUGCGUUUACCUUCCGCUGCUUUGUCCUGGGAACGGCCUUCACUGCACUUUCUAGUGUGAUAACCAUGCUAUACACCUUCAAACCGGUUCAAAUGCAAGUCUCGGCUACUUUUCUGCAGCUGAUGAUAUUCAUUUUUGGAGAGGCCUGGGCCCGCUUAACACCUCGCCCUGACAAGAUCAACUCAAAAUGGCUUCGUAAUACGCUCCUCUUUCUCAACUUUGGGCAGCCUUUUGGAAUCAAAGAACAUGUCGUCGCAUCUCUCAUCGCAUCCUCGGGAAACAAUGGACUGUCUGGAGUGGAGGUCUACGCCAUCGAGCGGCUAUUCUACGAUCGCAGUAUCUCUGCCUCGACGGCAGUCCUAGCCACAUUUUCGAUAUCACUUUGUGGUUUUGUUUUAGCCGGUGUUCUGCGUCCUCUGAUUGUCUAUCCGGCUGAAAUGGUCUACUGGUCAACCUUGCCCCAGGUUGUGCUAUUCCAAAAUCUUCAGUUCGAUCGAAUCGCCAAUCGAGCACGUCUGGUCAAGUUCGGGUGGGCUUUGGUCUUUGCCUUGGUCUGGGAAAUUUUCCCGUCCUACAUGGUGACAUGGUUCGGAGGCCUCUCAAUAUUUUGCCUUGCAUCAUUGAAAGCCCCAGUACAUACCCGAUCCAUCUUUACGAAGGUCUUUGGUGGUGCUUCAUCUAAUGAGGGGAUGGGUCUGCUGAACUUUUCCCUGGACUGGCAAUAUAUCCAGAGCACAUACUUGUCGUUGCCUUUCAAACAACAGGUGAACUCGUGGAUUGGGUAUUUCAUCUGGUAUCCGGUCAUGUUGGGGCUGUGGUACGGCAAUGCGUGGGGCGCAAAGAGUCUCCCGUUCAUGUCCACCUCUCUCUUCGCAACCAAUGGAACGACCUUUUCCACUACGUCGAUCUUGACAAACGACAAUGUCGUCGAUGAGGCCAAGCUUGCGCAGGUUGGACUGCCCAGUUUGACAUCUAGUACGGUCUGGGGCUAUUUCACACAGAAUGUAGCCAUUGGUGCAUUGAUCACGCAUGUUCUUAUCUUUUAUAGCAAGGACAUGAUUCUUGCGUGGAAGCAGGCACGAGCGAGAACUCAGCCUGACCCUCACUAUCAGGGAAUGCUGAAAUACAAAGAAGUCCCGAUGUGGUGGUAUUACGCACUUUUUGGUCUGACAUUCAUUGCAGGAGUUGUCGUGACUGCAAAGGGUGAGACAACUCUGCCUGUUUGGGGCUACAUAAUCUCUCUUCUUCUCGGUGGAUUCAUCGCUCCUUUCUCGUGUAUCCUGUACGGACUCUUCGGAACUGGAGUGGGAACAAACCAAAUAUCCAAGAUGGUGGCUGGUGCCGUUCAUCCCGGUCGACCUCUAGCCAACCUUUACUUCGCUAGCUGGUCACACCAGGUCAUUCUUCUCGCUGUCAACCUUGCAAACUGGCUGAAGGUUGGGCAGUAUACCAAGAUUCCCCAUCGGGUCAUGUUCGCCACCCAGAUAUAUGGUACUCUCCUCGGGGCUGCUCUCAACUAUGUUGUCAUGACAGUCAUUGUCACCAAUGAGAGAGAGGUGCUCCUGGAUCCCGUGGGAACAAACGUCUGGAGUGGUUCCACUCUUCAGAGUAUGAACUCGCAAGCAAUCACAUGGGCUCUAGCCAAGGACAUGUACAGCUUGCAGGGUCGCUACUUCAUUGUACCCAUGGGGAUUUUGAUAGGACUCGGUCUGCCUGUUAUCCAUUGGGUGGUGAGCAAGUAUUGUCCACGCUUACGAAAUUGGCCAAUCAACACUCCCAUUAUUGCGAGCUACACGGGAAUGAAUUACUAUGGAAACACUUCAUGGGUCUGGUCUUCCAUUGCCGUUGGUGUUUUCUCGCAAUUUUGGCUUCGACGCCGCAUGCCUCGUAUCUACAACAAGUACAAUUACCUGAUCGGUGCGGCGUUGGAUGGGGGAUCCCAGAUUAUAAUUUUCAUUCUUUCCUUCGCGGUCAUGGGUGCCAGUGGAAAGGAACACCUGUUCCCAACAUGGUGGGGAAACCCAUCUGGGAACCCAGAUCACUGCAUGUCUGGAAAUUAA
This is a messenger RNA of Penicillium brevicompactum, 2271 nucleotides long. RefSeq names its product OPT family oligopeptide transporter. Gene Ontology annotation, molecular function: oligopeptide transmembrane transporter activity. Lineage: Eukaryota; Fungi; Ascomycota; Eurotiomycetes; Eurotiales; Aspergillaceae. Gene Ontology annotation, biological process: transmembrane transport. The coding region runs from base 1 to 2271 and encodes 756 amino acids. The transcript is spliced from 3 exons. The record is from RefSeq and is a predicted model, not a curated record.